This is a messenger RNA of Aspergillus sclerotioniger CBS 115572, 872 nucleotides long. Its product is annotated as SDR family oxidoreductase. Gene Ontology annotation, molecular function: oxidoreductase activity, acting on the CH-OH group of donors, NAD or NADP as acceptor. The coding region runs from base 69 to 872 and encodes 267 amino acids. Lineage: Eukaryota; Fungi; Ascomycota; Eurotiomycetes; Eurotiales; Aspergillaceae. The transcript is spliced from 2 exons. The record is from RefSeq and is a predicted model, not a curated record.
AUCAAUUCAUUCAUCAUUGAGAUCUAUAUCUUUUACCUCGAAUCUUGACCGAAACAAUAAAGCAAAAAAUGUCAUCCUAUGCCAUCACCGGAGCCUCCAAAGGCAUUGGCCGCGAAUUCGUGCGCCAACUCGCCGCCAAUCCCAGCAACACCAUCCUGGCUAUUGUCCGAAACCCUGAAUCAGCCGAAAUAUCUUCUCUCGCCUCCAAGUAUUCCAACGUGCACGCUAUCAAAGGCGAUGUGACGGACCCGACCUCCAUCCUCGAGGCUGCUUCAGCCGCCGCUGCCAUCACAGGUGGUACGCUCGACGUGCUCAUCCACAACUCCAACGCCGUUGAUAUGGCCUCCAUGUCCCUUAACCCGACACAGUUGCCCUAUGAUGCUCAAGCCAUUCGAGACAUUUUCGACGCGUCGUUCAGCACGGCUAUCUAUGGCGGUAUCUGGACGACAAACGCUUUCCUACCCCUGAUUGAAAAGGGCAACCAGAAAAAGAUCGUCCACAUUUCCACUGGCAUGGCGGAUUUGGAUUUGAUCAAAAAGAGUGGUGUCAGCUAUGCUGUUGCGUAUUCUGUUGCCAAAUCUGGGAUGAAUGUCCAGGUUGCCAAGUAUGCAGCGGAGCUUGCGCCGAAGGGUAUUAAGGUGGUGGCGCUGAGCCCUGGAUGGGUGGAUACGUGGGAGGGAGAGAAACCCCCUAUGGUAGUAGAAGGGAUGAAGCUCAUGCUGAAGCAGUUUCAGGAAGUCAAGCCUGACCUCGAGGGGCAGAUUCAGCCCGAGGAGAGUGUGAGGAAGGUUCUCCAGGUGAUUGACGGGCUGAAUGCUGAGAGUAGUGGGUUGCUUCUGAGCCAUAAUGGCGAUAGGGAGAGCUGGUUCUGA